Messenger RNA from Gavialis gangeticus (Gharial), 1534 nucleotides. It is a transcript of the gene PABPN1L, whose product is annotated as poly(A) binding protein nuclear 1 like, cytoplasmic. The coding region runs from base 29 to 931 and encodes 300 amino acids. Lineage: Eukaryota; Metazoa; Chordata; Crocodylia; Gavialidae. Gene Ontology annotation, molecular function: RNA binding. The record is from RefSeq and is a predicted model, not a curated record. The transcript is spliced from 7 exons.
GCAGGUGGGGGCUGCUGGUGGAGCUGCGAUGUCCAGGCUGGGAGCAGGCUCGUUCUUCCUGGACCCCUCUGGGAUCUGGUGGCAAGACCCCACGGGGGCCCUAGUGACGGGGGACUCCUGGGAUGUGGUGGAGGCGGCUACCCGGCAGAAGACAGAUGAGGACUCGGACCUGAGCCAGCUGGAGGGAGUCAGCGUGGAGGAGCUGGAGGUGGAGGACCCGGAGCUGGAAGCCAUCAAGGCCAAGGUCCGCGAGAUGGAGGAGGAGGAGGAGAGGCUGAAGGAGCUGCAGGCGGAGGCCCAGAGUCACCUUCUCAUGGCAGCGGAGGCAGGUACAGUGCUGCAGCCUCUGGGUGGUGGGGCAGGGGCCAUUAGGCAGUGGGGGUGCUUCUCUGGGGUGCAUCAGGGUGGGCUGUGUGAGUUGCGGGGUCUCCAGUACCAUCCCCUGAAGCUUGGUCAUUUCAAAGUCUCCCUUGUCCCGGCAGGGUUUUUCUUUCCUAGGACAGCAGAGGAAAAAAUCAAGGCUGAUCAGAGAUCUGUCUAUGUGGGAAAUGUGGAUUACGGUGGAACAGCGGAGGAGCUGGAGUCCCAUUUCAACAGCUGCGGGCAGGUCAACCGCGUUACCAUCCUCUGCGACAAGUUCUCUGGACAUCCGAAAGGGUACGCGUACAUCGAGUUUGAAGACCAAAGCUCAGUGAAGGCGGCUGUGGCACUGGAUGAAAGUGUGUUUCGUGGCCGGGUCAUCAAGGUGCUGCCCAAGAGGACCAACAUGCCAGGCAUCAGCACGACCGACCGUGGCGCCUUCUGGGGCCGUGCCCAGAGCAGGGGGGGCCUGUGUUACGGGGCAAGCUUCUGCAGAGGGCAGCGAGCCUGGCCACGCGGCAGGGUGUACAGGAGCCGGGGACGGUUACUGCCGUGGUAUUCUCCCUACUAGACAAGGACAGGAUUGCGCUGGAGGUGGCAACAGGACUGCAUUUAAAAAAACAAAAGGGGUGGCAGGGUGCUGAAAGGGAACCUAGGUGAGCAGAAAAGUGUGGGGUGUCUUGUCUGUGUGGGGUGCAGCAAAGGGGGUGCUGUAUUCUGUGCCAUGCUGGCACCUUUCCAGGCAUUUUGGGGUUGCCCUGUGGGUCAUUCUUAGGGAGCCCAUUCAUCUCCCUGGGAGGGAACCCCACAUUUCUGAGCAUGGCAUGACUGGAACAGAGAAACUGAGCUCCCCCCAUAGCUGUUUUCAUCCUGUAGAAGCUGCAAGAAAUGGGGUUUGGGCACCUAGAACAGUCAGCCCAUGUGCCAGCUGGACCAGAGCUGUCAGGGGCAUCUUGCUUUCUCUGUCACACUGAGGGGUCCAGACACAAGAGCUAGGUGCCUUGAAUUCUGUUUUCUGGGACCCACUCAUUCAGCUGACCGGUACCCGGGCUCGGUGGGAUAUCUCUUGGGCGCAAGCAGAUCCUGGAAGCAAGGUGGGAUUUCUUCUACCCCCUGAACUGUUGAUGGGAGUGGAAGGGAAAAACCCUUGGUGAAGCAGCUAAGUCAGAUUCCA